CAUCGGGAAGUCGGGUUCAAUACGGCUUAUUCUCUCAGUGGCCCUAAUAAACCCAACGAAGAAAGAAAGAAAAAAGGCCGUGUAACUCCGAGCAUUACUCUCAUAUUUCCACUCAUACGCUGUGUUUCUCUGCAUCAUUUGUGGUAGAUAAGCUCAGCUAUAUAUGAUGCGUUCUAAAGUCACCGUGGCAGUGGCUGAGUAGCUUUGUUAAAUAUCCCCUUCAUGAAUUCCAAGAGCUGUACGAAAUUAUUCCUGGGUGAUCUGGAAGUGGACGAGACGAAAAUUUUUUUUGCCAGAAACAAGGAAGUUUCUAAAGUAGACGUUAUUGGUACAGUGGUCCGCCUUCAUGACUGUGAAAGCUUGCAAAAAUUUGACAUUGAUGAUGGGACUGGCAUAAUUCAGUGUGUAAAAUUUCAUGCUGAUGAUUCCGAGGAUGAGUGUUCUUCUGUUGAUGAAGAGGAUGCAAGCAGUGAUGAAGAUGCUUUGGAAGAAUUAAAGGACAUUUUGAUAAAGCCACUGCCUCCUCUAGAGCUUGGUGAUUUAGUGAACAUCCGAGGAUAUCUUAAUGUUUAUAAAGAGCAACCACAAAUUAUUGCUUACACCUUACGUAUCCUUUGAAAAUAUGGAAAAUUGAAUUAAACCUUGUAUCUUAUUGAUUGCAUUCAUAAUUUUCAAAUAUGGGUCGUGUUUCUGACUCAAAUGAAGAGUGGUUUCGUAUCAUGGAAAUUGAUGCUAAACUGAGAGCAAGUGAAACUUCUGCAUCAUCAGCUAAGAAAAGUAUUCGGGGACAAAGAGUAUAGUCUGCAUGUUGAAGAUCUUUGUAUUAUUGCUCAGUAUCCAGUAGUAAAUGUAGAGAAUUGUUCAAAUUUAUGUGAACAUGGAAUGUGAAAGUACAAACCGUUUGGAAAGCAUUCGCCAAAAGGCACGGUACAGUGACCAAGCUUCUCGACUAAAGAAAAGAAACAUAGCUCGUGAUGUUCGCCGUUUACACUUGGAUGAUGUAGUAAAAAAGUUAAAGGUGCCUUCAACAGAAGAAUUUUCAAGACUGUCUUCUCAACUAAAGAGGCAAAAGAACGUGGAGAUCUUGCAGAGAAUACGUCUUGGUCUGAGCAGUAGUCAAGAAAAUAUCACCAUUUUCUUGAAUAUGCAAGGUGCAUUAUAUUCAUUAAUUGGAUGCUUGACAAGUCAUGAGGCAAGUGUAGAGAGAGAAGCUGCAUGUACUCUAGUCAACAUAGCUCUCGGAACUGAGAAACAGUGUUUAGAAGUGUGUCAGAGGGCAGGAAUAUACCUUAUUUUGCAAAUGACUAACACUAAUCCUGACCUCCAGGAUCCAUGUGCAUGGUGCAUUGGUAAUUUAUGUGGAGCACAUGUGAGUGUAUGCAAGUUGUUGAUGACUCAAGGAGUUGAGGAUAGCUUGAUAAAUCUACUUAAUUCUCAUUCACCACAUGUAUUGCAAUCUACAGCAUAUGCUUUAAUGCAGUACCUCUCAACUGUUCCUGAAAGAAUUAAGGAGAUGUGCAAACCAAAUAUGGUGCAAAAGCUCAUUAGUGCCCUAAAUCAUGGUGAUCCUGUAGCAGAGGUGGGCUGGUGCCUCUUUGUGUUAUCAAUGCAUCAAGAAAUGUGUUCCCUCCUGGUUGACCAAGGCAUCAUUGAAGCAGCUUUUACAGUUAUGGAGCAAUUAAUUAAUGAGCAAAAUCUGAAUUUUUCUGCAAUUACUCCAGUGGUACGAGUGGUGAUGAACUGUGUUGGUGUUGUACCAGGAACAGCAGUGCAGGUGUGUUACCGCAGUGAACAGCUUGUACAGGUUACAAAAGCCCUACUUUAUUCACCUUAUCCUCACCUGCGUAAUGAGGCUAUUCACCUUCUAGCCAAUGUUGUGAAUGGUGCAUCUAAAGAAUCAUUAACAGGUCAGUGCAUUGUUGAUGACUUAAGUCUGCAGCUGCGGCUAGAAUGUGCUGUGCGCAGUGCUCUUGCUGCAAACUUUUCUUCUGGUCCGCCAGACACUACCAGUUUUCAUGGCAUUUUAUAAAGCUACCAGCUAUUGUCUUCUUUUUAACUUGUGUAAACAUUGUAACAGUUUUGUAAUUAUAAUUGUAAAGGUGAUUUUUUUUUAAUGCAUUUGAUAUAUUUUUUGGUUAUAGACUUUUUCCUUGACAUUUAGAAGCGUUUAGCUCAGGAUUACAAUUUCUAGAAUUUGUUCCAAGUUUAUUUUUAUUUGAAUUAUGAAAGUGCUUCAGAUUUAUUAAUUAAUGAAAGACAUUUAUUCCCAUCACCAGCAUUGCAGUAUAGAAAAAUUGCCUUUUAAACAAAAAAGUUUGAUAGUUUUGUUUGUGAAGUAUUUAUUCAGACACAGGAAAGUUAACCCUUUUGCUGUCCAGACCUCUGAUCUGAAACUUGCCCUCUGCAUCCAAGAAUUAAAAAAAAAAAAAAAAAAAAAAAAAAAAAAAA
Messenger RNA from Cherax quadricarinatus, 2448 nucleotides. Lineage: Eukaryota; Metazoa; Arthropoda; Malacostraca; Decapoda; Parastacidae. The record is from RefSeq and is a predicted model, not a curated record.